Molecule: messenger RNA, 1297 nt
Organism: Diachasma alloeum
Lineage: Eukaryota; Metazoa; Arthropoda; Insecta; Hymenoptera; Braconidae
Product: mitochondrial glutamate carrier 1
Exons: 7
Coding region: 268-1209 (313 amino acids)
Biological process (GO): malate-aspartate shuttle; aspartate transmembrane transport; L-glutamate transmembrane transport
Molecular function (GO): L-aspartate transmembrane transporter activity; L-glutamate transmembrane transporter activity
Source: RefSeq, a predicted model, not a curated record
UCCACUUGUCUCUCAUUCACCCGAAACCACUUAUUCUGUCAAUCGAUUCGGGAGGGGAGUCCUAUGGAACAUUGAUGAAAAAAAAAUUAUCACCGGUGAGAGACGGUGGUGUUGAAACCAACGCGCAACGUUAGCGUAACAGCUCUCUUUUCCAUCUGUCUUAUUGGACAUUUGGAGAGAAGAGAGUGAGUGAUAGUUUAUCUUUAUGUGUUUAUCGAGGAGUUAAUUUUUGUUUGUACGUGGUUUAACUGGCACUUGGUCAGUAAAAUGGCAAAGCAAGAGGUGCCAGCAGCGUCCCCCCAAAAAUUCAAAUUAGUUCCAAAAAUUGUGAACGGGGGAAUCGCGGGGAUCAUCGGGGUAUCGGUAGUUUUCCCCCUGGAUUUAGUGAAGACGAGGCUCCAGAAUCAAGUGAUAGGGCCCAAAGGAGAGAGAAUGUAUGCCUCGAUGUUUGAUUGUUUCAAAAAAACAUACAAGGCUGAGGGCUACUUUGGAAUGUACAAGGGGUCUGGUGUGAAUAUUCUACUGAUUACUCCAGAGAAGGCCAUUAAAUUGACUGCCAAUGAUAUGUUCAGACAUUAUUUAUCUCCUGGACCUGGACAACCACUGCCACUAGAACGUGAAAUGCUGGCUGGUGGAUCAGCCGGUGCUUGUCAAAUUGUGAUAACAACUCCCAUGGAGCUGUUAAAAAUUCAAAUGCAAGAUGCUGGUCGUGUUGCAGCUGCAGCUAAAUCAGCUGGAAAAAGUGUUCCAAAAAUAUCAGCAUGGUCAUUAACUCAACAAUUGUUUAAAAAAAGGGGAAUUAUGGGACUUUAUCAGGGAACUGGUGCAACUGCCCUCAGGGACGUCACCUUCUCUGUCAUCUACUUUCCACUGUUCGCACGAUUGAAUGACCUGGGUCCAAAGCGUGAAGACGGAUCUUCUGUAUUCUGGUGUUCAUUCUUGGCUGGAUGCACGGCUGGCUCCACUGCUGCGUUGUUAGUCAAUCCAUUCGAUGUGAUCAAGACUAGAUUACAAGCUAUUAACAAAGCUCCUGGUGAGCCUACGUACAAUGGAGUUCUGGAUUGCAUUAUGACGACGUUGAAAAAUGAAGGCCCAACAGCAUUUUUCAAGGGCGGUGCAUGUCGUAUGAUCGUGAUAGCCCCUCUAUUCGGUAUAGCACAAACAGUCUACUACCUCGGUGUCGCUGAAAAUCUCCUAGGUAUUAAAUAAAGCAACUGAAUCUGCCAGUAUCCUGCAGUAUUGAAGUACCCUGAGAAAACGUUGACAAUAAUAAUGAAUAUUACGAGAAUGCAAGUAA